Molecule: messenger RNA, 6591 nt
Organism: Lineus longissimus
Lineage: Eukaryota; Metazoa; Nemertea; Pilidiophora; Heteronemertea; Lineidae
Product: arfaptin-2-like
Exons: 8
Coding region: 162-1280 (372 amino acids)
Biological process (GO): intracellular protein transport; regulation of Arp2/3 complex-mediated actin nucleation
Cellular component (GO): trans-Golgi network membrane
Molecular function (GO): phospholipid binding; protein domain specific binding
Source: RefSeq, a predicted model, not a curated record
GGGAGGAUAACAUGGAGUAAAAUCGGAUACAUUUCACUCCUUGUAUAUAAAUCUGCCGAAUUUUGUGCAUUCCGUUGACUUUUUCCAAAAUCUAUUGGGCUGGCGAGUAACUGUACUAACUGCUGUACUUAUCUAUUGGUCUCCCAUAGAUCUCGAUAACCAUGACAGACGUAUCGAGACCAGUCCCCGCUGCCAACGGCGCGAAUGAUGAUGACGAUACAUUUGAGCAAGACCUCAAAGACAUGUUGAAAGACGGUCCGAUCCUCGACAAUAAUAGCUCUGGCAUCCAGGAUGGUAACCCGCAUGAAACAGAAUCUGCACGGAUACCGACCAACUUGCCGAAGUCUACGAUACCGAGGUCCUACACUGUGCCACCUGGCACAAUUUGGUCAAGAUCGACUGCUUUGAGAGCGUUGAGAAAUAAAAUAGUCUCUGCCACGACGAAUGUUCCAUUGACGAGUCCUCAGCGAAACGGAGAAGGCAAUCGACCAAAGAAACCUGACUUCUCAGGAUUCAACGCCUCAAAACUGGAAGGUAUCAAGAAUUGGAGUAUGAACACGUACAAGUGUACGCGGCAAUUAAUAUCGGAAAGAUUAGGGAAAGCUUCAAGGACUGUGGAUCUCGAGCUCGAGUCGCAGAUCGAAGUCUUACGAGACACGCAGCGCAAGUACGCCAACAUCUUGCGCCUCGCUCGAGCUUUAACUAGUCAUUUUUAUCACGUGGUUCAGACGCAGCGGCUGUUGGGCGACGCGUUCUCAGAUUUGGCGCAGAAGUCACCGGAGCUGCAGGAGGAGUUCUGUUACAAUGCCGACACGCAGCGAUCGUUAUGUAAAAAUGGAGAAACUUUAUUAGGGGCAAUGAAUUUCUUUACGUCUGGUGUCAACACAUUAUGUAACAAGACCAUGGAGGAUACAUUGACAACGAUCAAAUCGUAUGAAACAGCGAGAAUUGAGUAUGAUGCUUACCGCGCUGACCUGGAAGCCCUCCAGCUGGGACCAAAGGAUCCAACGACCCAAGCAAGGGCCGCCGAGGCAAAUGUCCAAUUCCAGAAACACAAGGAGAAGUUUGAUCGUCUCCGUGGCGACGUUUCCAUCAAAUUGAAAUUCCUGGAAGAAAACAAGGUGAAGGUCAUGCAUAAACAGCUGCUGUUGUUCCACAAUGCCAUCGCUGCGUACUUCUCCGGCAACGAGGCCGAGCUGGAGGCAGUCAUGAAGCGAUUCAGCAUCAAGUUGCAGCCUCCAAAUGCGUCCACACCCUCUUGGUUGGAACAACACGAGUAGAUUGCCCGCUGCUGCUGCAACUGUGUACAUUGCCUUUGAUGUGUAUAUAUUGUUCUUUGCCCAAAGUUGCUGGACGGUUGUGUACAUUGAUGUGGUUUUCCAUACAGGGUCAGGGUGGAAGGUAUUUGUAUGGUUUUCCAUACAGGGCCAGGGUGGAAGGUAUUUGUAUGGUUUUCCAUACAGGGUCAGACUGGAAGGUGUUUGAAUGGCUUUCCAUACAUUAUCAAGGUGGAAUGUAUUUGUAUGGAUUUCCAUACCUUGCAUCCUGCUGUGGUUUUCCAUACAGGGCCAGGGUGGAAGGUAUUUGUAUGGUUUUCCAUACAGGGUCAGACUGGAAGGUGUUUGAAUGGCUUUCCAUACAUUAUCAAGGUGGAAUGUAUUUGUAUGGAUUUCCAUACCUUGCAUCCUGCUGUGGUUUUCCAUGCAGGGCCAGGGUGGAAUGUAUUUGUAUGGUUUUCCAUAUGAGUACAUCCUGACUCCACUUCAAAUUGUGACUUGAUGACUUGAUCUCAGCUGCCUUACAUUGUAGUUAUAUACAGACAGGUUUGCUGGGGUAAGCUGAUCACGAUGCGUAUGUGUAAGUCUUACAGAAAUAAGAAUGCCUGCAGUGUAAAGCAGUUUGAAUAGACACAAUUCUGGAAAAUGGUCAGCCUGCCUGAGACUGAUGCUGCACUGUUUUCACGGGCUACAACACCAGACAAGGGCUCAACAGUUGUUCGUAUGAUAUUGGUCAUUCUCUUGUCCAGUAGUCUUGGCCGUCUUCUUGAAGCUUGCCUAUCCAUAUUCUGGUCAUAGUCAUCUUGAAUCAGUGAGCUCUCUACUGUAUGAAGUCAAAAGAGGCCGUGCACAUGACGUCAUCAAAUAAAUAUGCCAUUUGGAUGUCAGAUUUACAACAAAUAUUGCAGUAGUGAUGUGUGGCAACGUCAACAAAGACGUUAUCUUCACGUGGCAAACUUUGUUGGUAAUAUCAGCACGGUCGUAGCCACAGACUGACGUCCAAAAUGGCUACCGAAAUGACGUCUCUGCAUGACCUCUAAUCAUAGCCAAAAGAAGAAUUUAUCAUUAUAAACUGUCCAUGUUUGCAUCUUCACGCGAGAAAAUAUUGUUGAAAUUUUUUAUUUUUGGCUCUCUGUAAGUGUAUUUUGCUGUACAAAUAAGAUUGUUUUUGAGGUGUUGGCACGAUCACCUUAACUGAUUCAGUGUAUUGUUGUUGUGUUCGUAAAUGUUAAGAUUACGGUACCCUUUAUUUGGUUGGAUUUGGGGCUUUAGGGAGAAGCGUUUGGUUCACUCACAAUACAUGUAUAUGUGAGGGCUAAGAAGUAAUCAAUUUGUAACCAUUCAAUAACUUGGAAAGUCUGGGCUUCAGCGACUGUUGCAUUGUGGUAUUUCUCAAAUUGUUACAACUAUUUGAGACAGAGUUAUUAUUCAAUGAAUGCUGGCCUGUCAUCUCAAACUUUACAGAUAUUUCAUCGAUUCUUUACCUUGAAAUAAUAAUUUAUGACACCCAAGAAUAUAAAUAGCUGUUGCUAUGGCACUUGAAGGGAAAUUAUCAGAAUGGGGCAAUUUGAGUAAAAAAGCGUGGAAUCUCAUGAGAUUGUUUGAACAGUCAUGAAUCAUAACAAAAUUCAGGUUUGUACAUAUGAUUAUUUUUGAGUUCUAGACUUCAAGGUAAUUUGUAUCAAAAAUAUGACAACUUUCCAUUGUAUAUAAAUCCUAGGGGUUUGGGCUGUAUAAAGUUAAGAUGUGUGUAUUUCACUACUUGAAACUUAAUUGGUUCACAGAACAAUCUACACCCUAAAUGUUUAGUUUGUUGCAUUUAGAUACACCCUGUAUUAUUUAGGCAUGACAUUUCUCUUAUGUUUUACUGUUGCUGUUUCUCAAUCUUGACUAUUGAGUUUUAUUUUGAUUAGUUAGCUGGCUUUUGUUGACGGUGGAGAUUUCUGAAAGCGACAUUCCUAGAUGUUGUUUGAUUUGCAGCAAUGGCAUCACGUCAUUUAUCGCCCAUUCUUGUACUGGGUGUACAAAAAAUCAGUUCACAGAAUUCAGAACAUAUUUCUGUUACUUGUGUAUAGAUUUGCGUGUAAUAUAUUUUCAGAAUUUCUUCGAAUUGAUCCUUAUUAUGGCAGUUGUUAUGUAAUCAUUUCAUUCACUGUAAUUUAUUGUUGUGGUGCCGUCUUGUUGAUUAGAAAUGUAAGAUAUUUGCGGUGUUGGGAUGCCCCUGCUUGCAUGUGAGCUGUGGACACAGUCCUUUUUCUUGGUAGGGUCAGUAUAGCAAACAGUACACAGACGACAGCAGAUAACUAGUGUCAACUACAUCUACUUUUACAUGAAUGCUUUCAAAGUGACACUGUAGAAAUGCUGUUGUAGGAAAGUUUCUGAAGACAGCAACUAUUUCAUGUUGUACUCAAACCCACUUAUGUAGGCUGAUAAGAUGUCAGCCUACAAUGUUACAUAACUGGGUUUGAGUACAAUAUGAAAUAGUCCAUGUUGUAGGCUGACAAUGACAUCUUAUUGAAGCGACGAUACUGGGUGGCAGGUGCCAGCAUAAAACUUGGAACCCGUUGCCUAUCGUUAGAACCCAAUUUAUUAUUGGGAAGGUCAUUCUUUACGAGCCAACUGACUUUGUGAAUUCACCAGUUUAUCUGCUUUCUAGAAUGUGCUGUUGGCCGAGUGUAUAUUUAUUUUAGCAGAAUGAGAUGCCAAAUCAGAGUCUAUGUUGACGAGAUUAUAUGAUUAGUUUGUUGCUGGUUUAUUAGCCGUGGGUGUUAGUGUUUUCAGUCAUCUUUGUGAAGCCCUUUAUUUUCGUGGCCCAACAUGUAAAAUUUUGCAAAAAAACAUCCGUUUCAAAUUUGGUUUCCAUUUUAUUCUGCAUGUGUGGCGUUUCUUUCGCACCUAGACAUCUUAGCUCAUUUGUUUACACUUACUUUCCCUGAUGAAAGUAAACAAAUCUUGUUUUGGUGUAAUGUGUGAAAAUCACCCUAAUUCAUUGAAAAUGGUGUUCUGGUGUGUGUGUGUGUUUUCUAUGAGCCCCUUUUCUUCAAGUAUUGGAUCUUUUUACAUGUUGUCCCAAAUUGUGUCAUCAUAAUACAUUCCUGUUGUAGAAAUCUCAACUUCUCAGCAACUUGUGAGCUUAAACACCCACUGAGGUGUGGAAAACUAUGUGUACCGUUUGGCCAAGGUUAAUUUAUAACAAACUUGUUGUGCUUGUCUUAACACUUUCAGCGCCCAGCCAUAUUUAGCGUACUUCCCCCAGGGGCCAAGGUUACGCCCCUUUUUACCCUUUUUCAAAAUUAUGAAAACAAUAGAAGGAAUAAAGAUAAUUACAUGAAAUUUUCUGUGUUGGUUCUUCUUUGUUAGAUCUCUUUACAAUGCUAAUUUGGAAUGAUAGUCAGCAAAGCACUUGAUUUUGCACAAUGGUACCCCACACAUAGAACAGUAAUAUCUGGUGUCUUUCCGAAUACCCACUUUUUGGCAUACUCUCGGCUACAUCUGCCCCCGUCAUCAAUCUUCGACCCGCCAUUGCGCCUAUUCGAAUGCAGACAAUCUUGGCUAUAAAUAGCACAUUGGCUGAACAUCAUACUAUCACUUCAAGCGCUGUAUAGUUAAAUUGUUUUCCCCUAUACUGCGCUGCUAGUCGCCUCGAAGACAAAGCGGGAAAUUUAAAAACGCGACGUAAUAUUACGUCGGAUGGCUCAACCGUGUGAACUUGCAAGACGUAAAAUUACGUCAGAUGGCGCUGAAAGUGUUAAGAUAAAGUGUGAGAAAACAUUUUUCCUGUUUGCAAUUUGAAUUUGAAGUUUCUAAAUGCGUGUCUUUGAUUCAGCAGUCAAUUACUGUAAAACUGUUCUUAUUCAUUUGCCUUAAAUAUAUAACCAAUUUCCUAUCUUUUUGGACCAAAUCAACUUCUCUUUGAUUCAAGGAACAUCAAAUUUCUAUGUUAAAGAAAGCCUGUGUUUUAUACUAUGUAAAUGUCCUCACCUAUUCUUGUCUGUUACUCUGCAUUUACCCCUUUGAGGACGAAAACCUUCCUGAGAGUGUCUCGAAAAACCCGGGGAUUCUCAGAGCGUCAGAACCUAAAAUUGUUUAAAUUUUGUUUGUGGCUGUCUUUUGUUGAUUUUAGAAAGUCGUCAUUUGGCAUACAUUGUACCCAGGCAUACCUGACCUUUAAUGUAAUUUGACUAGCUUUGACUUUGGCAGAACUUGGGCAGUUUCUCUCAGUCCUCUUAGGGAUAAAACUAUCCAUGCUUUGCAUGAAUGGGGUGUCGGUGUAUGAUAUCUAUAAAUAGUUUAAACAAGCCAUUUGUUGUGUAUGUAUAUUGGAAGUUUUAUAUAAAGGAUUGGGAAUAAAGUACAACUUGAAAAGAGUAGGUUCCCUAUUUCUCGAUAAAAAGUUAAAAAAAUAUUGUGAGCUCUCCCAACCAACUUAGUACUGUAUUUAGAGCACUAGAGGAAGAAAAUUUGGUUAGUUCAUGCUGUUUGGAAGAGUUUCAAGGCAGUAUGGGCCAACUUGUUUAUUCAUAAAGAAAAAACUGGGAAAGUGGUCAAAUAUAUGCUUUUUACUCGAACUAAAAGCAAUUCUUGUUUGAGAAUCUUGCUUCUAGUUCAAAUGAACUUUGCUAGUUGAAUGAAAUUAUGAUUUAUUUCAAGAAAAAAAUUUGUAAUUUAUUUGAAUGCGUCAGAUCUGCUGUUAAGGCCUAAAGCUGGUUUGGGACUCCUAAAAUAUUCCUAACUGAAAGGUAAGGCUUUUCAAAUAACAAAAAAGAGAUGCAAUAUCAUGCAAGACUUUGGGUAGACAAUUCAAAUUUCAGAACAUUCGGGCCAACAGUAAAACUGUGGUGUCCAAAGAUAUCAAAAUAUAUCCUGGAUUUAUUUUCAGUGGCCAUAAAUUCCAAACUAGGCCAUUUUGCUCAGAUUUGCCAAACGGAUACUUUUCAUUUUGUGAUGAAACACUACAAUUGUUUCUCACAGGCUGGUUGUUGGUGUGAUGUGUAUUGCUCUCUAUGUUAUGGAAAAGUUAUACGAUCUCAGCUGGUCUCCAGAUGAGCAUUAGUCCUUAUCAGCAAUACCUGUCAGUCCUGUAGAAUUCCUAAGGAAUUGUCAUGAAUAGUUCAAGAUGUAAUAUAUUAUUUUAUCAUGCUUCCAGUGAACAUGAAAAGCAUAUUAAAUCUGCAUCAGCUAAGCUAUGUCUUCUGUUUUGCACUUUUUGAUACAAGUUGCCCAAGCACAACCCAUCCCAGGACCUUGUAUGCAAUAUCACAGCUUCUUAGCCUUGCAAUACCAGGCUUAAAUUGCAGGCUGCUCCUCCUUGCAG